Betta splendens (Siamese fighting fish) is the source of this 6236-nucleotide messenger RNA. RefSeq names its product cadherin 5 (gene cdh5). Gene Ontology annotation, biological process: adherens junction organization; homophilic cell-cell adhesion; calcium-dependent cell-cell adhesion. Gene Ontology annotation, molecular function: calcium ion binding; cadherin binding. The transcript is spliced from 15 exons. Lineage: Eukaryota; Metazoa; Chordata; Actinopteri; Anabantiformes; Osphronemidae. Gene Ontology annotation, cellular component: plasma membrane; adherens junction; catenin complex. The record is from RefSeq and is a predicted model, not a curated record. Bases 843 to 3197 code for a protein of 784 amino acids.
CCAUCUGCUUCAUGAACAUGAGCCGACUGCUUUCUCUGCUUCCCCGAGCGUCUUUGAGCUGUUCUGACAUAUGCGCUCCCUCUCUGCUCCUCUCCCUUUUGCUUUUCAUUCUGCCUUUUUGCACGAGCACCUCUCCACUGCUCCGCCGCUCUCUGCUCUCCCUCCAGGACGGGAAAAGGAGCGGUAGCAGGGAGCACCAGCGAAGAAGACUGACCACAAUAACAGGAAAAGGAAGUGGGCUGUGACCUGUGUGAGAUAGGACUGCGGUCAGACAGCGGUUUGUGGCAGCUGGUUGGGAAAACCACAUCAGAGGCAGCAGAGAGAGACCUGACGGACUCUCACCUGCGGGAAAAACUUUUAGAAGCUGACGAAAACUGACAGGAGGAUGGAAAAAACUUUUUAACCUUUUGAGAAAGAAAAAGCACAAAAGAGAAGUUAUUCUUGUCAGAGACUGGUCCCGUACGCGGGAGAUCGCCUCAUCCUUCAGCAUCACAUACUUUAUUAUCUGGUCCACAAUGAAGAGAAGGAUUUGUACAGAAAGCUGAAAGUCAAGCAGCGUGAGAAAACCCCAGCGGCACACGGACACCUGCUGCUCAGAAAAACCAGCUGAAGAGAAGAGGACGGCGCAGGAAGAGGCAGACAGCGGCUCCGUAGGCGGCUUCACCCUCUGUUGAGCUCACGACCACCUACCGGCUUCUAAUCUCCAGCACAACCUGCCAAAUUAGUUGUGUAACCUCAGCUGGAGUGUGCAGGGAGGCGGCUUCAAGGACCCGGGCUUCAUUCUGAGCCAGAACAAGGUGUCGUCACCUGCGUCGCCUUCGCUGGGAGCAUCCGUCUGGGCGAUGAUGGCUCGGUGCCAGCUGUGGACCGCUGGGCUCAUGGUCACGAUGGUCUUCUCCAUCUCCCUCACCGUCGCUCAGGACUCAGGCCUUCCUGACGCUGAAGCGAAGCAGCGAGGCUCUGGUGAGGUUGUGAGGAGGGAGUCAAAUCCUUUGCUGUCCAGGAAGAAGAGACACUGGAUCUGGAACUCUUUGUAUGUGGAGGAGGAGAAACCUGUGUCGUCUCCCUACAAGAUAGGACAACUGAAGUCGAGCCAUAAACUGGAGGUGAUGAAAUUUGAAAUAGAAGGUGAAGGGGCAAACACCAUCUUCUUGGUGGGUGACAAUGGAGACCUGCUAGUAACCAGGGCGCUGGAUAGAGAGGAGAAGAGCACGUACAAUUUAACCGCCAAGCUGUACGAUGGCAACCACAAGCUGAUCGAGGACAGUGGGGAGUUUGUUGUUCGGGUCACUGACAUCAAUGACAACAUCCCCAUUUUUCCCAAAGAGUACAAAGGUUCCAUCAUGGAGAGGUCCCCAAUAGGGACCAAAGUGGUCGAGGUCACGGCAACCGAUGCCGAUGACCCCACCAGCCCUAAUGGAGAGCUCAGGUAUUCUUUGAUCAACGAUGGAGAAGGUGCCUUUGAAAUCCAAACGAUAUCAGGUUUGAUCAGCUCCAAGAUAAACACUCUGGACCGGGAAACCAAGAGUCAGUAUGUGGUGGUGGUUAAAGCUCAGGACAUGAGGGGUUUACCCUCCGGCAGCACAGCCACCACCUCCGUCACCAUCACCAUCACAGACGUUAACGACAACAUGGCUUCUUUCAGUAAAGGUAAAUACAUGCUGCAGGUUCCAGAGGACCACAAGCUAAAAGAGAAGAUCAGCACUCUGGAGCUGACGGACAGAGAUCAGAUCCAGAACAAGGAACCCAUCGUCACCAUCCUGGGGGACUACAGCAGGGUGUUCGGUGCUGAGCUCAACCCAGGGAAGAACGCCAACCUCAUACUCAAGCAGCCUCUGGACUAUGAAACAAUGAAGAGCUACACAUUUACUGUCAAAGUCCAAGAAAACCUGAACCUGCGUUUACCUGCUGACAACGUGAACCAAGCCCUGACCACAGCCAUGGUAAUCGUGGAAGUCCUAGACGUAGACGAGCCGCCGGUGUUCUCACAGCCCAACUACACUUUCCCCGUGAUGGAGGAGCAGCUGGUAAACGCAGUGGGAGUGGUCACCGCCAGAGAUCCUGACCAAGCCAACAAGAGAAUACGGUACUCUGUGCUGCAGAAGGACUGCCCCGUCGACAUCAACCCUCACACAGGGCAGCUGUUCUCCUUGAGGACGCUGGACAGGGAGGCGGAGAGCACACACCGGUGUCAAGUUAAAGCACAGGAGGAGCCAAGUGGUUUGGAGUCUUUUGUGGAGAUUAACAUUAAAGUUCAAGACAUUAACGACAACAAGCCUGAACUGAUGUCUGAGCAGGACAUCUUUGUGUGUGAGAACGACAUGAGCGACACGGUCAUAGGAACCUUGAAGGCCACGGAUAAAGACGAGCAGCCGGCUUCCUUCGCCUUCAAACUGGCCACCAAGAGCUCCAACUUCUCCCUUUACGACCACGGCAACGGCUCCGCCAGCGUCCUGGUGUUACGGGGCCCGUUCAGCCUGGACGACCCCAAGGACUACAGCGUGGACGUGUCCAUCAGCGACGGAGGCCGGCCGGCCCAGACCAGCGUCACCAAGCUGGUCAUCAAGUCCUGCCGCUGCGACGCCAGGCGGAGGCCGACCCAGUGCAAAGCCGGCGCCCAGAAGGUGGGCGUCAGCGUCCACGCCCUCAUCGCCAUCCUGCUCUGCAUCCUCACCAUCCUGGUCAUCGUGAUCCUGUUCGUGAUGAGGAAACGCUACCAGAAGGACUCUCUGGCCAAUAUGAAGAACAGCGGCGAGAUCCACGAGCAGCUGGUCACGUACGACGAGGAGGGAGGAGGAGAGAUGGACACCAACGGCUACGACGUCUCCAUCCUCACCUCCGCCUGCCACGACGGCUCCCUGCUGCGCCACGCGGACCACCACCCCCACCCGUCGCUCUACGCCGUGGUCCAGAAGCCCCACCAGGCCCCGCCCACCGCCUGCAAGGGCGACAUGGCCGCCAUGAUCGAGGUGAAGAAGGACGAGGCCGACCACGACAGGGACGGGAUCCCGUACGACACGCUGCACGUCUACGGCUACGAGGGCCCCGAGUCGCUGGCCGGCAGCCUCAGCUCCCUGGACAGCUCCUCCACCGGCUCCAACUUGGAUUACGACUUCCUGAGCGACUGGGGGCCGCGGUUCCGGACCCUGGCCGAGCUGUACGGGGUGGACGGAUCCGACUACUACCAUCAGUACUGAGGCCGAGCCGCCGACGACCGCACGAUGCCAAACUACACACAAACACACAGAUGUCACGAAAGCAGCCGUCAGCAGCGCAUUCACGUGAAGCAGGACGGAGCCUGGAACUCCACAGAGCUUCUGAAAACACAGUCAGGCUCUGGUUUCCAGUGUAACGCUCCCAACGCUGCUUUGAGUCUCCCCAGACUCCAGGAACCUCCAAGUUAAACCCAGAUGUCGUUGCUUUUGGAGAUUUCUCAUUCUUUUUGGUUUUUUUUGAUGACAUGGUGCCCUUUGAGUCUCCCCCACAGGGAGAGAGAGCAACUCCAGGACAGCACACGAUAGCAGAGAGUAGGAACUACUACUGAGACUCCUUCACACACCAGGAUUAAUUGUAUCCACCAUCGUGUGGCUGCAUUUUAUUUCAUCACCCAGUGUGAUGUGUGACAUCCUGUGAGUUCAUCUCACAUUAGUAUUCAGAUAUCACAUGUUUGCACUCGUCAUCUCCGUCUGUUUGAGACACUGACUAUGUCAUUUUAUAUGUUCCUAUAAAUGGAGGUAUUUCUAUUACUAAUGCACAGCGACCUCAUGCAUCAGUGUUUUCUUUUUGUGAUAGAGCGUAAGAAGGCGACGAGGUGAUUUUAUUUUUGGUCAGAAGUUGAUCAGUACAUACGAUCGUUAGAUGGGUUCAUUGUUUGAGGUGAAAGAAAAAAGGAAAAAACUGCGAGCAGCCAGGAAUUCGAACUCAAAGAGGGUUGAAGUGUUUGAUCACAGCGAGAUGCCGGCUGUGCUUUAUUCAUCUGAAAUACUAAAAAGGCUGAUCUUUAAGGAAGGUUCAGCUUUGAAAGCCCUCAGCGUUCAUCAGGCUGCGGCGUCCAGGCUCUCAUUUUGAGAUGCCCACAUUCUCAUAGCAUGAACUAACUUAUGUACUGUGUUUCCCUUGAUGCAACCUUCAGCGAGAGUUCAAAAACUGCUGCAUUAAACGUUCACCAUUCGCUUUUUUCACCUCAAACCACCUUUUCCCUCUUUGUUUUCUGACACCGACCAUCUGAUAUAAACGAGGAGUCAUUUUAUAGAGGAGUCAUUUUGUCUCCUGCUCUUUUGAGGAAAAAGGACAAUAGGCGGCCAGCGUGACACGCAGGAAACAGAGUUACUGCGCGUUCCCAGCUUUUAUUUGACAGAAGCCAUCAUCACAGUUAUUGUUGAGAUGAAAGUCCAACUCUCAGCGGUCCACUAGACUCAGACAACUCAGGAAACGCAGAGUGGCCGAAGCCGCUCGUUGUGCAGCUGUGAUGACUCCGCGGUGGCUCUGAUAACUUUCACCCUCCGUCCUUUAUGGCUUCUAUCAGGUCACAAUGUCUCUGAUCCAAACUGCCACAGCCUCUGCAUGAUUCUCACCGUAGUUAAACAAGUGACGCAGUGACAGAAAGCAGCAGCUUCUAUAGAAGCCUCAUUAUUGGGACGAGCAGGUGACAGACACCUUUAAGUAUGAAGGUAUGUGAUGAACCCAGCAGACACAAGGUGAGGGGACGUGACAUGAUGCUGUCCUGAACAGCCCCCGUUUUUAAAUGUGAUUUAAGAUUACGUAUGAAUAACAUAGUUUAUUUACUUUUUUGUUUAUUCUGUUUUGUUUGGACCUGAACUUCUUUCCUCUUGAUAAACAGCCGACACAAUAGCUGGAAGCCUUCUCUGUGCUUUCCUGUUGGGGUCCUAUAUUUACUGAAGCAGCCGGUUCCUCCUCAUCGCUCUCCUUUAAAUCGCUCCUUGUUUGACUCGCCGUAUUUCUCCCACACUGCAUUUCUCUCCGUCCUUUAAUCAGCUAAACCAAACAGUGGAGUCCACUUCCUGUCCAUCUGGGCUUCGCCCGCCCCUUCCUGUCGCUGUUAUCUCUCCCAGGAGCCAACACAUUGUGCUUUCUUCCUGUUAGGCCGGUGCGGGAAAAAACCUCGGGAGCGGAAAAGGGAAAAGAGAUGAGGUUAAGGGUUAAGACGCGAGAAGAUGAAGAGAACAAUGCCGAGCCCUGAUGAGUUUUUAAGCUGCGCUGCGGCAUCUUUAUCGAACCCACAGAAAAGUCUGUGAAGAAAACCACCAUUCCAGUUUGGUUUGCACUGGCGACGCCAUUCGCAUCACUUUCACUUUUGACUUGUUGUAAUGCAGCCAUUCCCUGACCUGCUUUUAUUUCUCUUCUAUGAGUGAAGGAAAGAGUUCAGUAUUUCUGUAAUUAUCUGUGCAUUUAUUUUUAAAGCUUUGUCAAAAAAAAAGAGAACAGAUCUUCAAAAUCAGCAGCUUGUAGCAGACAGAGGUGCUCCAUCACCACCCAACAGCAAUAAGUGUGGAGUUAACGCUGGGCGGGAGACGUUUACUGGAACUGGAGUCCUUUAUAGACCUUCAUGAUGCUUUUUACAUCUAAGGGUUAAUGUUGCAUUUUCACAAGCAUCAUAUCAUAAAACCUAUUGUUUGAUUUGUAUUUAUUGCUGCUUGGUGGUUGUGUGAGACCAAUACCUUUAUCUAAUUUCCCAGCUAAGAAACAGUUGUUUCCGCCCGACUGGGUAAAAUGGACGUCACAGUGAUUUAACUAUAGUUUCAGGUGUGUUUCCUAUUUGCUGCGGAGGCAGUCGUCUUGAAAUCAAAUGUAAAUAAGAAACGUGCCUAAGAGGGAUUAUUUCUGGCCUCAGUGAUUAUGUUUCCCCUAAACUGUGUUGGGGACUUUAUAUCUUUUUAUUUCUGUACAAAGUAAAACUAGGUUCACUUUUGAAGACAGAAGCUGAUGCAUGAAUGAAGAUGUUCACAUGUCUGUGUGUGUGUGCAUGCUGGGUGGUGGUCAUACCCAUGUACAGACAUACAACCAUAAGAGACAACAUGCAUAAACGCUUUUCUAGUAUAAAUACACUAAAAAGAAGGAACAUGUGCCUUUACGCUUUAAAAAAAAUACUGUAAUUCAUUUUUGAUGGUCAACACAAUGUUUUUUAAAUUGUUUUUAUGGUGUAUAGCAACCAUUUUCUAUUACCUGACCUUUUUGUAAGAGUAGAAUAAAAAUAAACACUCCAAGACGUUUGUUCA